AUGGCCGGUUACAUCCGAAACGAUAUCUAUUUUGAUAUAAUGCGAGCAUUGCAGGGAAUCGGACCAGCCGCAGUUUUACCAAAUGGCAUUGCUCUCCUGGCCCGAACAUAUGCUGCGGGUCGCCGAAAAUCACUUGUUUUUUCAAUGUUCGGGGCAACAGCUCCGGCUGGUUUUGUCGUAGGUGCUCUGUUCUCAAGUAUAUUCGCACAAUUGUCUUGGUGGCCAUGGAGUCAAUGGACACUAGCCAUUGUUUGCGUCACUCUUGCCCUAAUGGCUUAUUUUGUCAUUCCUGCCGAAGUGUCAUCUGCCGUUCAUCCGAUGGGUAAAAUAGAUAUUCUCGGUGCUGUGACUAUCGUUGCCGGCCUCGUUCUCAUCGUUUAUAGCUGGAAUCAAGGACCGGUUGUUGGUUGGAAUAAACCGUAUGUCUUCGUUCUACUAAUUGUUGGUUUUCUCAUCGUCGGUGCGUUUAUCUUUAUUGAAACGAAAGUCGAAGAGCCCAUUAUGCCGCCAUCUAUUUGGUCGGUGUCCGGCUUUCCCGGUGUCAUACUGUGCGUUGGCCUUGGUUGGUCCAGUUUCGGUAUUUGGAUGUUUUAUUUAGUUCAGUUUAUCGAAGUUCUUCGGGAUAAGUCUCCCUUGUUAGUUACAGCCAUGCUUACGCCCUUGAUCCCUGGUGGUCUCACAGCUACCAUUCUCGUUUCUCAAUUGUACCACCGAGUCGCCGGGCACCAUUUACUCAUGGCUUCGAUGGUUUUCUUUUGUGUCGGCAAUAUUCUCAUAGCCACAGCUCCUGUGGAUCAAACCUACUGGGCACAGACAUUUGUUGCCGUGCUUCUCACUCCAUUCGGUAUGGACAUUAGUUUUCCGGCAGCAUCACUUAUUGUGAGUAAUUCAAUGCCGUCAUCUCAACAGGGUGUAGCCGCGAGUAUGAUUAACACAGUGAUUAAUCUAUCUGUAUCGAUGGGUUUGGGCAUUGCAGGAACGGUGGAGAGCCAAAUAAAUAAAAGUGGAAAUGACGUGUUAAGAGGAUAUCGAAGUGCACUGUAUACCGGGAUCGGACUCAGUGGUUUGGGAAUAAUAGUAGCACUUUUAUUUUGUCGAGUACCCGUAGUCGUCCCGGCUGAUGAGAAAAAGGAGUUGGAUGGAGUGGCAGUUUCCUCAGCGAUGGCUGGAUCAGAGAUAGCCAUGACUGGUGGUGAGAGUAAUUUACCUAAGAGUGAAGGACUGGAGCUAUCAAGAAUUGAACAAUCAGAACAGAAGCUAAACUCGUAUCACAAUUUAACAGAAGUUGAUAUAUAG
Messenger RNA from Didymodactylos carnosus, 1296 nucleotides. Lineage: Eukaryota; Metazoa; Rotifera; Eurotatoria; Philodinida; Philodinidae. The record is from the annotation of a GenBank genome assembly.